Messenger RNA from Xiphophorus maculatus (southern platyfish), 3317 nucleotides. RefSeq names its product septin-9-like. Gene Ontology annotation, biological process: cytoskeleton-dependent cytokinesis. Lineage: Eukaryota; Metazoa; Chordata; Actinopteri; Cyprinodontiformes; Poeciliidae. The record is from RefSeq and is a predicted model, not a curated record. The coding region runs from base 221 to 2116 and encodes 631 amino acids. Gene Ontology annotation, molecular function: GTP binding; GTPase activity; molecular adaptor activity. The transcript has 12 exons. Gene Ontology annotation, cellular component: cell division site; microtubule cytoskeleton; septin complex.
CACCGUCUCCCGAAGCAGAUAGAGGUGGGAAUAAAGCACUGGGGCAAAGUUUAGGGAGAUCUAAAAAGCAUAGGAGCGAGCUUUGAGCCUGGUCGGUCCAGAGGUGACACAGAAGGCAGCACGGGAAGACGCAGUCUGGAAAAGUUACGGAUGCAAACGACACUUAUGAGAUUUUCCUCUUUUUAUUGAAACACUGCGAACAGAAGAGACAUCUGCAGCCAUGAAGAAAACUUCGUAUCCAGUGCGAUCAGCCAGCGCUCGAACAAGAAGAACAGAAAGAGAAAUCACUAGCCCCACUCUGAAACGGUCAUUUGAGGUGGAGGACACAGAUACAACCACGCACCCUUCACCUCUGUCUCGCCGAACCACCAACCCCCUCCGUUCUUCAACAUCCUCCACAUCCAACCAAAGGAGCUAUGACUUGAGUUCACGCAACUCUGACUAUUCCUCCUCCUCCAGAUCCACUGCAUCCGAGUCCUCAAACCUACGAUCCCCAAAGACCGGGAUGAGGCGCAUUGAGCUAUCAGGGCGAAACCCUGAUGCAGCUGCUUCCCGCCGGGCAGAGAUUUCCAUCGAGGUCUCCUCCAAACAGAUCGACAGCUCGCCCAGUGCCGGCAUUGCUCGCUUCGGCCUCAAGCGGCCAGAGGUGAGCCUGAGCAGUCGGAGCAAUGCCCUAGACAGCACCUCAAACUCCAUCUCCAGCAUUACAAACCGACGAGCGGAGCUCAGCAUGACUCGGCCUCAGGAGCCCCCUGCACCUCCCAGGAGGGCGGAUAGCCAGCUGUCGUCCACACCGGUCUCUAGGAUCCCUGAGCUAACCCAGAGAAGAGCAGAGCCCCCUUCUCCCAACCUGAGCUUAGUGGACGGCAUCUCCAGAAGACCAGAGAUUCCCGUCUUCAGACAACCGGAGAACUCUGUGACAAGCAGCCCUGUAGAGAACAACAACCACCCACCACCUGCACCCGUCACCCCACUGCCAACCCUGUCAGAGCCACGGGUGGAGAAGGUGCAGUCACCUGUCGCGGAGCAACCCACAACACGACCAACAGACAGACCAGAGGUGUUCCCCAGCAACAGCAGCAGUGCCAUGUCUGAGGCGGUGGUGCCUGAGGCUAUGGUACCCCCAGCAGUGGGUAAUCUAUAUGGGGAGAAGGCUGGUGGAGCCAUGGUGGACUUCAGCUAUGUGGGGAUUGAUGCCAUUCUGGAGCAGAUGAGGAGAAAAGCCAUGAAGCAGGGCUUCGAGCUCAACAUCAUGGUUGUAGGGCAGAGUGGCCUUGGGAAGUCGACUCUGAUGAACACCUUGUUCAAAUCUAAAGUCAGCAGGAAGUCUGUACUGGGCACCGGCCAGGAGAAGAUCCCAAAAACUAUUGAAAUUAAGUCCAUCAGUCAUGACAUCGAGGAGAAAGGAGUGAGAAUGAAGCUCACCGUCAUUGACACACCAGGAUUUGGAGACCAGAUUAACAAUGAGAAUUGCUGGCAGCCCAUCAUGAAGUUUAUUAACGACCAGUAUGAAGCAUACCUGCAGGAGGAAAUCAACAUCAAUAGGAAGAAAAGGAUUCCAGACUCCAGAAUCCACUGCUGCAUAUACUUCAUCCCUCCGACUGGUCACUGUCUGCGACCUCUCGACGUGGAGUUCAUGAGGCGUCUCAGCAAGGUGGUCAACAUCGUCCCGGUCAUUGCCAAGGCAGAUACUCUCACGCUGGAAGAGAGAGACUUCUUCAAAAAGAAGAUCAGGGAAGAGCUGCGAGCCAAUGGGAUUGAUGUGUACCCUCAGAAGGAAUUUGACGAGGACACAGAGGACAGAAUGAUUAAUGAAAAGAUCAGGGAGAUGAUCCCAUUUGCGGUCGUGGGCAGCGAUCAGGAGUACCAAGUGAACGGCAGAAGGUUGCUGGGGAGGAAGACCAAGUGGGGCACUAUUGAAGUUGAGAACAUCGCCCACUGUGAGUUUGCCUACUUACGAGACCUUCUCAUCAGGACCCACAUGCAGAAUAUUAAGGACAUCACCAGCAGCAUCCACUAUGAAAUGUACCGCGUGAGGCGCCUCAAUGAGAACAACACUGCAGUGGCUCAUGCCAACGGCGUCCCUGAACAUCACCUGACUGCCCACGAGAUGUAGACGCCACCUGCCCUCCACUGCAGACUAACACACGAGAUGCAAGACUCUGAUCUUCCCUCCACUCCAAGCCUCCCUCCACCCAGCCUUGAUCUCACAGGUGGGGUAAAAACUCUAAAUCCUGUCAGAGGGACUUUAUCAUCUUCCGCUUAAAGGACUCUUUAUCAGUUUAUUGCCUUAUUUUUAUUUUUUCAAACUUAUCUUUACCGAUGACAAAACAGAGAAGAAAGGGUUCUGCCUUCAAGUUGUGCUGCAGCUUUGGUUUUAUAUCCCUCAUGUCUUAGAAAUUUUACAGUCUAUAUUUUGGGUGCCAAAAUGUUUUGUUUUUUUUGUCUACCAAACUGAUCAGAUUUGUCUGAUUUGCUUUAAUCAGUUAAACAAGUUUGGCGUUUUUGUUUCCAUGGUAGGAAUUUGUGCCACAAUAGAAGCACAGUGUUUUGUCUCGAUGAACACACUACAAUAAUAUGCAUAAAAACUGAUGAAGAUCAUGUUUUAAUAUCAAUACAUGAUCAGAGCAUGUUGGAAGAAGAUGAGCUAGUUCUUUCCCAAAAUGUUUGACAUGCCAAAACAGUAAACUCAGCUAAAAGUCACCAAACAACACGAUGUGCCUGAAGGUUUUUCUUUUUGCGCAUCACAACCUGUGUUUUACUUCGAUUCUUUGUUCAUAUCCUGUUAAAUAUAAAUGUCAACAUUUUUUUAAACAUCGUUAUUUAGUAGAAAUAUCAUAAAGUAUGAUUUAAGAUGGAAAAAGUAUUUAUGCACGUUAUAAAAUGUGAACAUUUUUCAAGACUCGUCUUCCAGUUAUUCAAAAAUAUCAACACAAACGGGCUCAGACGUUCGAGCUUUUCCUGCUUUUUUGGGGGGAUCCUCCUCAGUGCCUUAUUUAUUGGAGGAUGAUUUGUGAGCUCGUCAGCUGAAACUGGAAAGAGAAGCAGGUUUUUGGUUCCACCUGAAAUUACAUUUAGACAUCUUUUAGUCCUCGCGUGUCAUUUAUCUUCCAUCGACCAGACCACUUUUUGCUCUGUUGACCACAAUGUACCAACAAUAUUUCUCUUCCAUGCAUAUCUAAUGUCCUUCUGUCGCUGUUUUGCUCUGUCUUUGUAUAUUCCUCUGUGUUCCGAUACAUUUUUGUACUUGUAUUAUUGAUAACAAAGUUUCUUUUAUCUUAUUUUAAAGAAAUAAAGAUUGAAGUUUUAAAUAUUUA